This is a messenger RNA of Rhopilema esculentum, 958 nucleotides long. Its product is annotated as ubiquitin-conjugating enzyme E2 S. Lineage: Eukaryota; Metazoa; Cnidaria; Scyphozoa; Rhizostomeae; Rhizostomatidae. The record is from RefSeq and is a predicted model, not a curated record.
AAGUACCAUAAUUCAUAGCGGGCUUGGAAAAUACUUUCAAACGAUCAUUCUGUUGAGGUGACGCCUUGGCAAGCCGUUACAGGCAAAGGUUUAAAACUCAAGAAAUAGACCACUCCAGUUUGAAUUUUUUAGCUACUGCGAUUAUGUCAUCGAAUGCAGAAAACAUCUCACCUCAUGCUCUCAAACAAGUUGCUAAAGAAUUACAGAAAUUACAAAAAGACCCACCAGAAGGAAUAAAAGUUAUUGUAAAUGAUUCUGACCUGACUGACAUUCAAGCUUUAAUAGAAGGCCCAGCUGGAACUCCAUAUGAAGGUGGUUUAUUCAAAAUGAAAUUAGUUCUUGGUAAAGACUUUCCUACUGCCCCUCCUGCAGGCUUCUUUAUUACAAAAAUAUUUCAUCCCAAUGUCGCUGCAAAUGGAGCAAUUUGUGUCAAUACUCUGAAAAAGGAUUGGAAAUCAGAACUUGGAAUUAAACACAUUUUACUGACAGUUAAAUGUUUACUAAUAGUACCGAAUCCGGCAUCAGCAUUAAAUGAAGAAGCGGGAAAACUUUUACUUGACCAUUAUGAUGACUAUUCGCGUCAGGCAAAAAUGAUGACUGAAAUUUAUGCUUUGCGGCAAAAAAGUAACCAAGAAAACAAGCAGAAGGAUGAAACGCCUGUAGAUAUAGGGCCAUCAAAGAAAAGACCAGCAGAAGAUGCAAAAAAGAGGAAAGUUGAUAAAAAACGUGCUCUAAAACGCUUGUAGAUUUAGUUCUUGUACCCUAGCCACUUGAUUAAGUAAAUUGUAAUUGGUAAGCAUAAGAAGCAAUUGUAAAACACCGUGUAAAUAAGUAGAACUUUGAUCUGUAUGUAUUUAAGCUACUUUUCAAUGGAAAAUUUUUUUCAGACAUAUGAAAUAUAUUAGAUUAUUAAGGGACAAGUCUUCAAUUAUUUGAAAACAUGCCCCAGUAUUUUCAA